Mucor velutinosus is the source of this 468-nucleotide messenger RNA. RefSeq lists its product as uncharacterized. Gene Ontology annotation, molecular function: 2 iron, 2 sulfur cluster binding; ferrous iron binding. The transcript is spliced from 3 exons. Bases 1 to 468 code for a protein of 155 amino acids. Gene Ontology annotation, biological process: iron-sulfur cluster assembly; intracellular iron ion homeostasis. Lineage: Eukaryota; Fungi; Mucoromycota; Mucoromycetes; Mucorales; Mucoraceae. Gene Ontology annotation, cellular component: mitochondrial matrix; cytoplasm. The record is from RefSeq and is a predicted model, not a curated record.
AUGUUGCGCACUACUUUCUCUGCACUUAACAAAUCUACUCGUCUUAUCCAGAAGCCUCUUUCUCUCUCUGGAGCUCGUUUCUAUCAUGAAAAGGUUAUUGAUCACUAUGAACGUCCUCGUAAUGUUGGAUCAUUCCCCAAGACAGACACUGAUGUAGGCACUGGUCUUGUUGGAGCUCCUGCUUGUGGUGAUGUUAUGAAGUUACAAAUCAAGGUGGAUGAUGCUACCGGUAAAAUUGUUGAUGUCAAGUUCAAGACAUUUGGCUGUGGUUCUGCCAUUGCUUCUAGCAGUUUCAUGACUGAGCGUGUUCGUGGUAUGACACUUGAACAAGCUGGCCAGAUCAAGAAUACUGAAAUUGCCAAGGAAUUAUGCUUACCUCCUGUCAAAUUGCAUUGUUCCAUGCUGGCCGAAGAUGCUAUCAAGUCUGCCAUCAAGGAUUAUAAAAAGAAGCGCAGUGCUCGAGCAUAA